AUGUCCGCCGCGAAAGCGAAACGGAAAAGUGCGUUUUCUUGCGACCAGUGCAGGAAGAGAAAGGUCAAGUGUGGUGCCGAGCAACCCCGCUGCGCCCGCUGCACUGCACGCGACGAGCCCUGCGAGUACAAGCUCAAUCCGACCUUGUCCUACACCGAAACCCUGGAACGACGGGUCAAGGAACUGCAGGACCAGCUGGAUAAUGCGCAGCCGAAGGGGUAUGUUGUGUCUUCUGAAGCAGCGCCAUCUGCAACAGUAGAAGCGCUGCCACGCUCGGCCGCAAAGAGAACCUAUUCAGGGGUCACCAAAGGCCUCAAGGUGGAUGCCAAGGGCGCAGUGACAUAUCACGGAGCGACGAGCUUUUUUCAGUUGCCGACGUCGGACCUGAACGGGGCGUCUGGUGCUCAAGAGAGAGGUGCCUUGAUGCUGGACGAGGGGAAUCAGAGGAAAGAGAAGCUGGUCAACAAUGCAUGGCACCAGCGGGCCCUCGAGGCGUUUCAAGACACGCCGGAACCUUUCCAGUUCUUACUGAAUAUCCACUGGUGUUGGAUCCAGCCCCUGUUCAACUUUGUCUACCGCCCGGCUUUCACGCGCGACAUGGAGGUCCUCGGACCGUACUACUCACACACCCUUCUCAACGCCAUAUUGGCGCAUUCCGUCCGCUGGUGCAAACAGAACAAGGAGAUCCAAAAGCUCCUGGAGCCAUACGAACAUGGAGCUCUCUUUUCAAGGCAAGCACGCACGUUGCUCUUCUCCGAGCUUUCAAGUGGCCACUCAAAGGUGCCCACCGUGCAAACCCUCCUGCUGCUUAGCGCCCAGGAGUGCAGCGCAGGCAACCGAACCCAGGCCUGGCUAUACAGUGGAAUGGCGUUCAGACUUAUUGAGGACAUGGGGGUGACGUUCACUGCCGAUGGGGGCCAUUCAGAACUAAACCUCGAAGAUGAGGACGUCGAGAUCCGGCAGCGGCUCUUUUGGAGCUGUUACUUUUGGGACAAGAUGAUUAGUUUGUAUCUGGGCAGGACACCGAUGCUGCAGCACUCUGGCGCGAAUCCUGAUAAAAUUAUAUUGGAUGACUAUGCUGAGCAUGAACUGUGGUCGCCGCAUGGAAUUGUUUAUCCUCCGGGCUUAGAGUACCCUCCAAUGACGGCGCACUCGAUCUCUUGUUUUAGGUGGAUGUGCCGCCUUUCUAUUAUUUUCAAUCAGAUUCUCAUGCACAUAUACGACCCGUCCAAGGUACAUACCGACGUGGAGCUGAGGGCUUGUUUGGAGAGUGAGGGCCAAUCACUGAAACAGUGGUGGGACGACCUUCCGACCUUCCUCAGGAUCGAUACAGAAAACCUGCCGGAAUACUCUCCGCCGAGUCACAUUGUCACAUUGAAUUGCCUAUAUCAUGUUUUCAAGAUCCUUCUGUACCGGCCAAUGCUGUCUCCAGGGAACAUAGUGAACGAAAGCCGAGCACGACCGGAUCCCCAUCAUCUUGUCGAGUGCAUCUCGUCUGCGACAUCUAUAAUUAUAAUCUACGACCUAUUCUGCCGAUCAUUCGGAUACGAGCAUACCGUUUUAUCAUUGUCCUAUGCUAUUUAUACCGCUCUAUCAAUCUUUCUCCUGCAGAUCCAGGCGGCCUCGCGACCAAAUGUGCAGGCUUUGACUCGGCUGAGGUUUUGUCUGCAAGCACUGGAACGCCUCAGCACUCUGAGCCCAGUUGUCGGCAGCGCAUUAGGCCUUGUAAACGAAACAUUAUCGAAAUUAGGGCUGCACCCGCUUGUCCUUCCGGCAGACGCAGAAGGCAAACCCGAUGACAAGGUACCAGAGCACCAGUAUCCCGAAUUGGUUUCCGAAGUAUCCGAUUCUACAGGACAAAGGCAAGGCGAUUUGGAGAGCCCUGAUAAGUUUCUGUAUGAUUUCGAUCCUAAUGAAUUCACUAUAUCCGAUGAGACCCUCCAAGCGUUUCAGCUUCUCACUCCCAUCGACGCUACUUUUGGAAUCAGCUAUGACCAGGAUGGCUGA
Messenger RNA from Aspergillus versicolor CBS 583.65, 2007 nucleotides. RefSeq lists its product as uncharacterized. Lineage: Eukaryota; Fungi; Ascomycota; Eurotiomycetes; Eurotiales; Aspergillaceae. The record is from RefSeq and is a predicted model, not a curated record. Gene Ontology annotation, biological process: regulation of DNA-templated transcription; DNA-templated transcription. Gene Ontology annotation, molecular function: zinc ion binding; DNA binding; DNA-binding transcription factor activity, RNA polymerase II-specific. The transcript is spliced from 6 exons. The coding region runs from base 1 to 2007 and encodes 668 amino acids.